Oncorhynchus tshawytscha (Chinook salmon) is the source of this 4971-nucleotide messenger RNA. Its product is annotated as R3H domain-containing protein 1. Gene Ontology annotation, molecular function: nucleic acid binding. Lineage: Eukaryota; Metazoa; Chordata; Actinopteri; Salmoniformes; Salmonidae. The record is from RefSeq and is a predicted model, not a curated record.
UGAAAUAGAAGUAGAUAGUGAAUGUACGGACGCACCCGCCGAUGUCACUCAUUGGCUCCACUCUGCCUUCCACCGAUCUGUCAGACCGUUGCAGACGCGCUGCCUCCCCCUCGCCAAGCUCUCAUGUUGCCGAUUCUGACUGGAAAUAGAAAAAAAUAUAUAUACACACACCGCUGAACAUAUAACUCAAAAGUUAUCGCAGCCGGUCACGGAGGGGCAUGAGAGCCUUGUGCGAGGCCAGUGCCGUUGCUUGCCGGACCCAGUGCUGGUGACGGGGACAUGGGCCUCUUCCUCAGGGCUUCCAGUACGACCCAGCUCAACACAAGCCAGAGCCUCAGCCACCAGCUGGUCCAGCACCAUCCAGACACCCACGGCAGCAGCAGCAGCACCUCGAGUGACCCUGCCUCAGAGGGCUUCACCCUUCUCUCCGGCGCCACCACCCCACGGCAGGCCCAGCACCCAGCACCGCAGCCGGAGACUAGUGCCACUAUGAGAGGUCUGGAGACUGAGGAGAGCCACAACGCCAGUGCCACACCGACACCAGCGGGGGGAGAAGAGCCAAGCCCGACCAAGACAGAUUGCAGGGAGCAGGCAGAGACCCAGCCACAGGCCCAACCUCAGACCCAGCUCCAACCACAGAGGUCAGAUGAGAGCUGUUGUCAAGAGAAGAAGGAAACUCAGCAGCAGACAUCGGAACAGACAGGAAAAAGACCCAAGUCUAACUCAAAGUUAAAGUUAGUUCGAAGCCUGGCUGUUUGCGAAGAGUCCUCUCCUCCUCCUAUUGCCACUGAUCUGCCUCGAGAACAUCAGGAGAAAAUUGAGAUCCAGCUCACCCAGUCGUUUGACAAAGAGGAGGAUGCGUCAUCGCCCAUCAAGAAUGAAGUGGACCAAGAUAAAGGAGUGGAGAAGCUGCUGGAGAAGACUGAAAGGAUGCCCAGGAAGAUGCUGUCCAGAGAUUCCAGUCAAGAAUACACCGACUCUACCGGGAUCGAUGUCCAUGAGUUCUUAGUAAACACGCUGAAAAACAACCCCAGGGACAGAAUGAUGCUUCUGAAGUUGGAACAGGACAUUCUUGACUUUAUCAGUAAUAACGAAAGCCAGAAGAGAAAGUUCCCUCCGAUGACCUCCUACCACAGAAUGCUGCUGCACCGCGUUGCAGCCUACUUCGGCCUAGACCACAACGUCGACCAAACCGGGAAAUCUGUAAUCAUCAACAAAACUAGCAAUACGAGAAUACCUGAUCAGAAGUUUUCAGAACACAUCAAAGAUGACAAAACUGACGACUUCCAAAAGCGGUACAUUCUCAAAAGGGACAACUCCGGCUCAGACAAAGAUGCCAAUAUGAUGCGGAUGAGACUGAAGGAAGACAGGAGGAGUAAGUCUAUAGAGGAACGAGAAGAGGAGUACCAGAGGGCCAGAGACAGGAUAUUCGCUCAAGAAGGUCCAGAUGGCUUUCCUCUUGAAAAAAGAAUACAGGAGGAUGAUGCCUGUAACAGCACACAGCAAAGACGGCAAAUAUUUAGGUUAAAAGAUGUCCGCUCGGCCAACAGUUGCCAGAGCAGCUCUGAGAACGAGCCCAAGAACUCUGAACCCCGGCCGUGGAGCAGCACUGACUCGGACAGCUCAAACCGUAACCUGAGGCCAGCCAUGACCAAAGCAAGCAGCUUCAGCGGCAUCUCUGUCCUCAUCAGGGGAGACAGCUCAGGCAGCAGCAAAAGCAUGGGUCGCCUCUCUAAGACUGGUUCUGAGUCUUCGAGUAGUGUAGGGUCCUCCACGGGUUCGCUCUCUCGCUCCCAGCCAACCCACCCUGUCCCGGCUCUAACCAAGGCUGGCUACCCCCACAACCACUCUGCGCUUCCCUGCCCAGCGGCCUACCCAGCUGUCUGCGCUAGUAGUACUGUGGUCUAUGAGGCGGGAGGCAGGAGCGCGGCACCGCCAGGGAACACCGCUAACACUAGCUACUAUUUGCUUCCUCUGGAAGCCACAGGGAUACCGCCAGGGAGUGUCCUGGUCAACCCACACACAGGACAGCCGUUUGUGAACCCGGAUGGAAGUGCUGUGGUGUACAACCCCAACCACGGCAUGGCUCCUCAACAUCAUAAUCAGCAGGGCAGGACCCAGCAGCCCAUGCCCACUCCUCCGCACUUGCCUGGCCAGCACCAGCCCACCAAUCACAACCACGUCCUCGCACAGCAAGAGAACCUGGGAGCCCAGUUCAGCCACAUGAGUCUGUCCCGGCAGGCCUCUGGGGAGGGCCCCUCCUCCGUGGUGCUCCAGGCCCCCCCGCAGCAGCAGGGCUUCAUGGUGCCCCCCAGGCCAGCCUGUCCCUGCCCCCCAGGCCUACAACACCCCCGCCCCUCCGCCUGUCAACCAGCCACUCAUGCAGCAACAAGGUUACUGCAGCAGAUGCCAGCGUGUUACUGUGGGCCGGGCCAGUACCCCCUGUCUAACCAGGGGUACAGGCCUGUGGGCACAGUGCAGUAUAGUGCCCUGCAGAGCCAGCCAAUGCCCCCGCCCACACAACAGACAGGUUACCAAACUGUGAUGCUCAAUCAUCCACAGAGCUAUCAGAGUAUGAUAGUAGUGCCACAGAGUCAAAACCCAGUCAGUGGCCAGCAGAACCCGGUCAGUGGCCAGCAUAGCAAUAUGGGACAUCAGAUGCAAGGCAUGAUGGUCCAGUAUCCCUCUAUGUCAUCUUAUCAGGUAUCCAUGCAGCCCCAAGGCUCCCAGGUUGUACCACAGCAAACGUAUCAGCAGCCUAUCGUCAUCCACAACCAGUCCCACCAGAGGCCCAUGCCUGGCUCUGGUGUCCAGGUUUACUACAGUGUCAUCACACCCAAUCAACAGAGCUCCUCUGUAGAGUUCUUGCCUCCUUCCGGAUCAGAGCAGAUGCUGUUCCCUCGGCCGUCCUCCCCCUGCAGCUCCCAGCAGCCACUCCAUCAGACACAUCAGUGCUCAGGUGGUGGAAUGGUGAUGAUGCAGCUGAUGUUGUCCCCUGGCCAGCAGCCGAGGCCUCACACGCCCUCGCAGUGGAAACACAGCAAGUACUACAGUCUGGAUCACACCAGAGGUCAGAAGUCCACAGAGCUCUCAGUCAUAGACACCUCACAGAGCAGUCCCCAGCUGGGCAGUCCCUCUACCUCCCCCGCCCAGUCGCCAACCCCCUCCCACCUGACCAAUGUGAAGAGCAUCCGUCCUGGCCUCACCCCCGUACCCAUGAUGCCACAGUUCUCCAGACCCUUCGUGCCAGGGCAAGGAGAUGCUCGGUACCCAUUGCUAGGGCAACCCCUCCAGUACAACCCCCAGAGCCGUCCUCCUCUCCUCCACUUUCCCCCCAUGGCCCCCAACCAUCAGGUACCUAUGGGGAUACGGCACAGCGGUGGAGGAGGCAGAGGGAGGAAGCAGCCGAGGAAAGCUCUGUCUACAGAUCUCAGUGUAGGUCAACCAGUGAGUGGGCGGGUCCUGGAGGUGACUGAGCUGCCGGUCGGGAUCAGCCGGACCGAGGCGGACUCUCUGCUAGGUGAGCUCUCCAGAGUCAGGGCUGUGGUCUGAUGGCUCCGAGAGCACCACUACCAUCACAGCCGCGUUGUCUGGCAGUCAAUGGCUAACGGUGACCACCACCACGCCAAACCCCCACGGUCAAACCCCUGUCAACCCAGCCUCCACCUAAUCCCUCCUGGUCACGUUCCCCUCCAGGUACGCUGUGCAGGAUGCCCUCCUGAUCCACAACGACCCCUGAUCCUCCAUCAGACUUACCACGAGCAGGUGCCAUGGCCGAGGUUACGGCCACAGACACUCCCGAGAGGGCCAGCUCCCAGUAGAGGGCGUUAAGGACCCCUGGCUCGCCUUUUAAACCCUGACCCCUCACCAGCACCGCCAGUCACUUCCUGUUGCCAUCACUCCCCCCAGCCCCUCCUUUCCCCCUCCCUCUUCACUCACUACGUUGGCUUGAUGUAAAGGGUUGUUUUUCCACUUGAUUUGUAGAGACUUGGUUGGGGGGAAAUGUGUUGUACUUCGUAAUGUUCUUACUAGCGGUUUGACGAAAAAGAACAAAAUGUAACUGAACUGACGUGAACGAAUAUCCAAAAACCACGAUUAUUGAAGUUCCAAAUAUUAAUAACCUGUCUGCUCUCUGUUUUGAGAACAGGCCGGAACACAUCAAAAGCCUGUAUUUUUGUUUUAUUUUAUUUGUUCAUUUGUUUUAUAGUUGUUGAAAUCCUGAGUCAGGCCCAAAGCUCAGCUCUCUCAUUAUUACUCACCUAGCCCAGUUGCAGUGUCUGGCCUGGUUCAGUUUAACUCAACCAAAGCUUCCCACAUCCCCAGGGUAGCUGACUAUCGGCCAGCCUGCCACCAGCCACUUGCCCCAUAUUGUGGCCGGUACAUGAUGAAGUUGCCCUCGGCUACACAAUGGGUCUCUAGUUGUGCCUUUCUCUCCAAAGUCUACUGCUUUAUUCUCCAAGAAAGAAAUGCAAAAUGAAGUCACCCCCGUCAGAGUCUAUUGUUAAAUGAAAAGACCUGCACCUUGUAAAUAAUUUAUAUAGUAGCUAAAUAAUUCAAUCAGUUCUCUAUUACACAGUGAACGUUCUGUAUGUGUGUUGUUCACAGGCAGGCACAGAUGAGAGCAACGGGGGAAAAAAGGCUUGUUUGAAACCCCUGGUUUUUAACUUCAUUUAAAAUGACACUCCUCCACCGCAACGGCAUAUUUUAGCAAUCAUCUGCUUGGAUGGCCUCCUCUCUCUCCCUCUCUCUCUCUCUCUCUCUCUCUCUCUCGCCUACAGUGUCAAGUCUUUUUAAAUAAUAUACUUACUGGGUCACUGGAAGAAACAACAGUUUGCACAUUUAUAAAAAUGAUCUAUUUUUCCUUUAAUUUCUCUCAAAGAUAAAAAACAUGUGUGGAUUCUGAAAGGCUGUUAAAUGCUGGUGCAAGUCAUUUUUAUUUCAUUUUGAAACCAAUAAAUGUUUACACCAAAA